This is a messenger RNA of Colossoma macropomum (tambaqui), 2843 nucleotides long. RefSeq names its product sprouty related EVH1 domain containing 3 (gene spred3). Bases 324 to 1883 code for a protein of 519 amino acids. Gene Ontology annotation, cellular component: membrane. The transcript is spliced from 6 exons. Gene Ontology annotation, molecular function: protein kinase binding. Gene Ontology annotation, biological process: negative regulation of MAPK cascade; multicellular organism development. NCBI's taxonomy places the organism in Eukaryota, Metazoa, Chordata, Actinopteri, Characiformes, Serrasalmidae. The record is from RefSeq and is a predicted model, not a curated record.
GGAUGCUGCCGCUGCUGCCAGCGGAAAAUGGCCGCUGCAACCUCGAGCCCAUCCUGAUACACCGAAAUGAUAGAAAGGUGGACAGAGAAAAGAUAAGAUAAUGAGAGCCGCGAGCACGACUGAGAGAGAGUGAGUGAGUGUGUGUGUGUAUGUGUGUGUGUGUGUGUGUGCGCGCGAGAGAGAGUGUGUUUGUGUGUGUGUGUGUGUGUGUGUGUGUGUGUUUGAGUGAGUGAGCGCGCGCGCGUGUGUUCUGGUGAGAAGGGAAAUAAAAAAGCCAGGAGACCGGGGGGCAGCCAGCUCGAAGCGGCGACUAACACUGAGCCAUGGAGGGCGAUGUGCGUGUCCGAGCAGUGGUGAUGACACGUGACGACUCUAGUGGCGGCUGGGUGCCCCUUGGAGGUGGCGGCCUCAGCCAUGUUAUCAUCUGUAAGGGGCGGAGCUCCGAAGGCCGAGGACAGAGGGAGUACGUCAUACGUGGAGAGCGACUGCGCGAUCGAGCACCCGUGCUUGAAUGCGCCGUUCAGAAGGGUUUGGUCUACAAUAAGGUGAACCCCAUCUUCCACCACUGGCGUGUGGAGGAGAGGAAGUUUGGCCUGACCUUCCAGAGUCCAGCUGAUGCCAUCUCGUUUGAGAAGGGCCUACAAAGUGUCCUUGACAAGCUGGACAGAGGAUCUGACUCACCUUCUUCCUCCACACCAGAGGAGGGAGACACUGAAGAUGAUGGUCAAGCAUCUCACACAGGCAGUGAGUCGUCCUCCAACAGCAGAAAGGAGAUGUUACCUAAGCCCAUCACCAUAGUGACCAGCGAGUCCUCCUCCACCUGCUUUGUGCGUUCCGCUGCAGAAGAGUUUGGAUAUGGGGCAGGGCAUGCUGUCACUACUCAGACCCCUGCCCAGAUCCACACGCGGCCUACCCAGCAUCAGCUCUCUCAAGUGACGGCUGUGUUGAAUCCUCCGGCCCCUCCUCCCCCUCCUCCUGCUCCCCCAACCCCUCCACUGGUGCCCCCUGCCUCCUCUCCCCUGUCCCCUCUCUCCCCUACUAUAUCCUUGCUGGAGGAAGGUGACCUGCGCAAUCUUGACCCUUGCAAGGACUUAUGGGGCUCCCGGGGUUACGAGGACUACCGGCGUGCUGGAGCCACGCGGACCAAGGUUGGAGGUCUGACAGGGGGUGUAGUUGUGGGAGGCGGUCCUGACAAAUCGGAGCUGUGCGUGGUGCGCUUUGAAAAAGAGCUGGCAGGUGUGGGCAUCACAGGCUGCGAGGUCACCGUCAUGCUGGACACCAAAGGUUCUCAGCAUCACUCCUCUUCGCCCACAUGUAUGCCUAAUGCUGUGCCUGGCUCGUCUUCUGCUGGCGGCUCACCGCAGGAGACGGGCAAAGGCUCACCUUCGCCGUGCUGCAUCCAUACCUCGCUUGCUACACCUCGCUCUCGGACUCGCAAGAGAGGGGGUGGCGGAGGGGCCAGUGGGGGUGGAGACGCCAUCUCACCCGAUGACGACAGCCCAUGCCCACAGGGCUCGUCUUCGUGCUCAUCUCGCUGCGUGUACUGCCGCUCGGUCUUCAGCGCCUCAGAAAACGGGCGCGGCCGCUGCCGGGACGCUCCGGACCCAGCCCUGCACUGCCUGCGCCAGUGGACGUGCGUGUGGUGCGCUGAGAGCCUGCUCUACCACUGCAUGUCGGACUCGGAGGGCGAGUUCUGGGAGCCAUGCUCGUGUGAGGACUCACUGGGCCGCCGGCCACACCCGCUCUGCUGCGCCCGCUGGAUGGCACUACUGGCGCUGUCACUUUUUGUGCCCUGCAUGUGCUGCUACCUGCCCCUGCGCGCAUGCCUGCGCUGCGGGGAAAGAUGCGGCUGCUGCGGUGGAAAGCACAAGGCUGUGCGGUGAGACCUGGCUGGGGGAGGGAGGGAGGGAGGCUGGGGCAGGGUGGGCGUGGGUGGCCAAGGAUGAGUCUUGUGGAGUUUUUUGGGGGGUUAAGGUGAUUGUGAUGGGGUGGGAGAGGGAAGGGAGCACAGAGAUAUUGUUGUCAUUUUGAGGAACAGCUGUAGAGCCAGAUCUCAUACACUUUCAUGAUAAAAAAAAAUCCCCUCCUCCCCCCACGAUCCUCUGCUGCAUUCCGCCCGUACCCUUCUUUACCUGGACCCUUGUUGUUGGUGCCAGCGGGUGAUGAGCUAGCAGUCACCAUGCUCUUCAGAGAGGCAGGCGCAGGAGAACUGUUCCCACUUCCAGCCUAUCUGAGCUUUGACUGGCUGGUGUGAGGGCUCGGAGGUGAAGCAUUGAGGGGAACACUGACAUAAAGUGUUUCAAUUGUUAGUUUUUUAUUUAGGAAGAAAAUACAAGGAAAAAAUACAAAUGAUGUUUAUAAGUAUAAUUAUAAUUUUUAUUAGUAUAUCUUAUUUUACUUGAAAUAUUGAAAGGUUUUUGAUAAUUUUUGGAUUUAUUAAUUUAAUGAACACACUCCCCUUUUACCUCUAAUUUACUGAGUUUUACCUCAACGUUCUGAAGAGUGAGACAGUGAGAGAGCAAGAAAGAUGAAGGUUAGAGAGAAAAAAGAAAUGAGUAAAGAGACAUUUAAAAAAGACGGUGCUGUGAUCUGGAGUUGUCUUUGGAGUAGUUUCGUAAAGCGUCAUGUAAGAGCACAUUGUUUCGGAGGAAUUUUUGUGUGCAUUUCACUUUUUUUGGAGACAAAGGGUGAAGAUACACAAAUGUAGUUUUGUCAAAUGCUUCAAGACAGUUUCAUCAAAAUUAUUUUUGUACACAGACACAUGCUCACUGUUCUAGAAACAAUCCAGUUGGAUCUUAUUUAACUGUCAGCAGCCAAGUUUCCAUGUGUUGAAACUUCGAACC